This is a messenger RNA of Malurus melanocephalus (red-backed fairy wren), 4518 nucleotides long. RefSeq names its product Bardet-Biedl syndrome 12 (gene BBS12). Gene Ontology annotation, biological process: photoreceptor cell maintenance; chaperone-mediated protein complex assembly. Bases 1066 to 3183 code for a protein of 705 amino acids. The transcript has a single exon. Gene Ontology annotation, molecular function: ATP binding. The record is from RefSeq and is a predicted model, not a curated record. NCBI's taxonomy places the organism in Eukaryota, Metazoa, Chordata, Aves, Passeriformes, Maluridae.
CAGUGCCUGAGGGGAACUUACAGAAAAGAUGGAGCAAGACUAUUUACAAGGGCAUGUAGUGACAGGACAAAGGGGAAUGGAUUCAAACCGACAGACAGUAGAUUUAGAUUGGAUAUUACGAAGAAAGUCUUUAUUGUGAGGGUGAUGAGGGAUUGGAACAGAUUGCCCAGAGAAGCUGUGGCUGCCCCAUCCCUGGAAGUGUUCAAGGCCAGGCUGGAUGUGGCUCUGAUCAGCCCGGGAUAGUGGAAGAUGUCCUUGCCCAUGGUGGGGAGGGGGCGGUGUGUGUGGAACAAAAUUAUCUUUAAGGUCCCUUCCCACCCAAACCAUGCUGUGUUUCUAUUAUUUGAAUCUGAGCAUAAAAGGUACAAGGCUCAGGGUUCUCAAUUUUUGGUGUGUAUGCUUUGUAUUUCUAAAAGGAAGCUUUAUUUUAAUCCACAUGGUCAGCCACGGGACCAUGGUGUGGAAGAGAUUUUGAGGGAAAGAUUUCUUUUUGAUAUAUUAAGAAUGAAUAAUUGGUCAAAACUUUAAAGUCUUGGCAGUUCGUCAGGUAUGAAGUGGCAUUGCUUUUAUUUCACUUAAUGAAGUAUUCAUGCAUGCUGAUUGGACUAAAUAGUAUUGGAAUAAAAUAUGUUUUUCCAGAUUUGAAGGUUAAAGUCAGUGACAUGACUAUUGUUACCAAGUUCUGCACUGAGCUCUUGAGUUUUGCGUGUAAUUUGUCUGUUCUGCUCUAAUGAACUUUUGCCCUAAGCAAGGCAAAUAACUGAAAUUCCAGAUAGCAGAUCAGCAGGGAGGUGGUAGUUCCACACAGCCUGUACUGCUGGAAGUGUAAGAAACCAUGGGAAUUAACAGCUCUUUACUAUCAGCCGCCCAGAAACAAUUCCAUAGUAUUUUAACAGUGCACUGUUUCAGCACCUGUGAGCAUUGAUGCUCAUAAUAAGUGCACAGGAUGAAGAGGAGAGCUGUAUGAGGGUUAGAAUAAGUUAAUUUUUUGGUGAUUUGUACUCUGGCUUGCUGUGAGGAUGGGGUAGUAAUCUGUGGUCUGUUCACAGAUGCUGCCYGCUGCCCAUGGCUUUCAAGGAUGUGAAUACCAGGAGACACAUUGGACUCCAGCAGCUCUCAUCCUUAGCAUCUCCUGGGAGAACAUUCUUGGGGCCAAUGAAAUCACAUAAAUUCAUUGUGGAUGAAAGCACCAACCAGAGCACAUUGAUUUGUUCUGCUGUUAGACUGAUUGAAAGUUUGGAUUUGACAAGUGCUGCUGGACAGCUUCUUAAUGAAACCAUUCAGGCUCAGAACAAGGAAUUUAAGACUGGGRUGAGUACCCUGUUGUUCCUCGUUGGAGCGUGGAGCAAUGCUGUGAUGGAGUGCCUCCAGCAGAACGUUCCUGUUCCGGCAAUAGUGUCUGUGAUGUCUGAGGGGUUGAACUCUUGCUGUGAGAGAGUCCAGUGUCUUCAAAUACCAAUACAUGAUGUAAAGAAAGAGCUGUGUUCUAGCAGAGUUAGGCCAAAUGCUUUUGAAAGCAAAGCUUGCCAAGUUGGAUGUGACCAUCUCAGGAAUCCUCAGAAUUUGCUGUGUUUUCAGAGAGAGAUUUCUUCAGCAGAAGAAGUAAUUCCAAUAAAUUCUCGUUCCCAUCAAGGAGAUGAUUGUCAUUUUAACAAGUGCCUGGUUUCACCCUUGGCUGGCUUUGGUUCAGUGGCUUCUCUUGUCAAAGCAGCGGGUGACAAAAGUUCAUCUGUGCUGUCUGGAAGUGGUGUUACUGCAUCCAGCUGUAUCACGAAAAAGUUAACCCACAGCAGAUACUUCAGCCCUCUGGGGAAAAGCCAUUUUUCAAGUCAACAAGAUAACUUUCAGGGAUACCUUUCAGAUCCAUGUGGAUGUUGUGGUUUAGGACACCUGGCARUGGCUCUGAGCCAUGGAAAUCAGACCAGCAUGAAACUGCUACAAAGCAUUGCUGCUUAUCAGCAAGAGAGAGCAGAAUGCAGUGGCUCUUCCCAGCUUAACAUCGCAGAGAUUGUGACGUGCUGCUUGCUGGGCCUGCCUGAGAGCUAUUCCUGUGUCUCCCCAGGCUUUGUCACRUUAGUGUCACCAGAGCAAGCCACAGUCAUCAAACACUUUGCAGACAAAUCCCUUCGGAUUCUGCUGAUGGAUGGYGACCUCACGGAGCAGUAUCGCCACUUAGGUUUUAAUAGACCCCGUAAUGUAAGGACCAUAUUGGAGCAUCCCAAUCCACAGGAAAGCAGAGCAGGAGACACGUGGCUGAGCAGAAUGUUGGAUCUUCUGAUGAGCUUUGAAGUAAACGUGGUUUUGGUCAAAGGAAACGUGUGUGAAAACUUMAUGGAAGGAUGCAUUGCCAGCAGGAUACUGGUAAUUGGUUGUGUGGCUCGGGAUGUUCUACAUGCCUUUGGGCAGGUCACGGGUGCCCAGGCAGUGACAUACCUGAGCCAACUGAACGCUUCCUGUGUGGGGAACGGGGCCUGGGCAGAGCUGUGGAAGGCCAGCGAUGGGCGCGCGAUGGAUCUGGGAGAGCUGGUGCCGGUGCGGCUCGGCGCGGGAGGCAUCCCCCUGCUCACGGCCGUGCUCACCACUGCCCUGCCUUCCAGGGUGCAGCUCCUCGAAGACCAGUUCUGGACUUUGYUGUAUCGACUCCACCACGCUCUAAAGGAUGGGAAAGUUUUCCCUGGGGGCGGUGCAGUGGAGCUCUUGUGCCUCASUCAYAUCCGAGUGCUUGCAGAGCAGCCCSAGAGACUGGGAAACGACAAAGCUGUGAGAGAGCUUCCCAGUCCCUGGCUGGCAGAGUAUAAAUCCAUYGUGCUCCAAGCACUGGCAAGUGGCUGGAAGCGGUACCUCUCCGUGGUGCUGUGUAACACUGCAAAGGCUGGGUCAGAGUUGGAAGCAGGUGCCUCAGUGGAUCAUCACCUCCAGAAAGCAGCAGCCUGUGCCUCUCCCUCAGCUUAUGUUUUGGAAGAGUUUAGGAGAGGUGGAGUGCUGGGGGAUGGCUCUGAUCCCUUUCCUGAUCAUGGCAAGACUUUAAAGGUUUUUGAUAAUGUUGCAGCCAAGACAGAGGCAUGGAGGAGAGCUCUGGACCUGGUGCUGCUGGUGCUUCAAACAGACACUGAAAUUAUCACAGGCCCCCAAAGGAAUCAACUCUUGAACUCACAUGUGUCAAGUGAAUUUAUGUUUUUAUAGGACUKUCAGGAUUUUUAAGUCCACGGGUCAGUGGGGGAAGUCCAGGUGCAACCUACAUGUUUUUAUAAAGCAAACACUGAGRUGUGAUUGUGACUUUAGAAUGUAACAUUGGAAGUCAGAAUGAGAGACAGCCACAAGGUAAUUUCUGAUUUCUAUAAAUGGGAACUAAAUAACAAAAAUAAUUUGUGGGCUUAUCUCUAACCCCAGCCCUCCCUUUCUAGCUAAUGGCAUUGUCUGUAUGGAUGUCUCUUAAUGUCGUUUAAAGAAAGGUAGAGAUUUYUUACAUAACAUUGCAGUACUUGUGUUAAAUGAAAGAAUGUAGUGUAAUUAUUUCUUAAUUAAUAUCCUGUUCCUAAUUUCUGUACACUGUAAACCUAAGAGUUAAACUUGAAAUAAUGUGAGUGUUACAUUUUAUACUGAGAGAUUGUAUGAAUAGAUUCUAUUUUUGUAUAUUUUUAUGGUCCAUAUAUAUCCUAUUUCCAAUAUAUACCCUCUAGAAUUUCUCUGGUUUUGACCAAUUCAGGCUGAAUCCUUCCUUUUGGUACUAUAGACUGGAUGCAUUUCUACACACAAUUUUUUUUUACAUCAUCAGCUGGAUUUUUAGAUUAUUUCCUUGGGGUCUUUCAGCUAUCCUUGCAGAGAGGAAAAUGUUCCAAGUUUUAGAUGUCGGCUAACAACGAAACGAAUCCAUCACGAUGGUUGAGGCAAGGCAUUUUUGCUGUGUUACAGAACUGACAGUUUGAAAGCUGGGCACUGGAGAACUGGCACUUCAUUGCAAGAAAGAGGUGUGUAGCUAUGGAGAUACUUUUUUUCUGAACUUGGCAUUCUGAGUCACACUGAAAGUGAAAUGUCUCACCAGUCUGGUGAAAAUAGAAUGGAAAAUGAAUGGAAAUGGUGAUGCUAAAGUGGAUCCUUGCAUUCAAGAACUUUCUCAUUAAAAUGCUCAUGGCUGGCAGCACACAUAAUGAAAUUCAUCCACAAAUAAGGUCUAGAUACUUAUAGGGGUAUCUGUGUCUGUGUGUAUUGAAGUCGUGUUACAUCUCUGACCUGAAACUAAAUAUUUGGUUUUCUGUCAGAUCCCAGAAUWUAGUGGAUUUUGACAAAAUCUCAUCAGUACUGUAGGGGUUAUUAAUUUUAAUUUGGAACAAUAGUUCCUAGCAGCAUAAGGAUAAGGAUAUUAAAGUUUUGAUCAUGCUGCAAUUAUGUUUUUAUUGUCAAUMAGUUGGCAAAUUGGUGUUCAGCUUCUUGGCCACGCUCCUGGUGUACCAAGAUGUGAGAGAGAAGAGUCUGGUAGAUCAAAAGAGGCAAAAGGAGCUGGCAGCGGUUAAGUGAGAA